CUCCAACUACUCCCUCCAAGUCCAGAUGAUGCAGCCCAUGAAACCACUCCCAAGCAUGGACCCCAGCCCCGUCACCCCGAUCAGUGUUCACCUCCCGAGUCCCGCGGGGAUCGGCCCUGGCCCAAUCCCUCCGAUGCCCGGAUAUACCACCAACAGUGGCACCCGUCACAGCAACAACCGUUCCUGGAGCAGCUUCAGCAAACACAGCGGCUCGCACCAGAAGUCGCAAUCCCAGCUCUCCAACCCGAGCAGCAGCAUCAGCCUGGCGACCAUCGACGACGGCGUCGUCGCCUCCGACCGCCGCAAAGCCCAGGAGGACCUGGAGAUGCUGUAUGCGGCCGUGAUGGAACAUGACGAGAUCAAGGCAGCCAACGGUGGCGGCGGCAGCGGCAGCCCGCAAGACCGCAACGUUUCGCCCACGGGUACAGUGAACAGCAACCCAUUCAGCGACCCGCCGGUGGCGCCCGUGCAGGCGCCAACAUUGCCUCGCACACCGUCCCGGCUAUCGCGGAUUUCAUCAUCAUUGUCGCUGUUUUCGAGCAGCCGCGACCAGUCGUCCACCUCGCUCGCCAAUCCCGGGGCUGCAGCUAUUUCCUCUCCCAAGGGAGCCAGCGGAAGCGGGCGGGGCCUGGGCCUCCGCUCGCCGCGUCUGGCGCUGCCUCUGCGGAAGAUGUCCAUCUCCUCGCCGAUCACUUCACCCCGGAAUCAUACUGCGCGAGAGAACGAGGACGACGACGAUCCGUACGCGCAUUCGCCGUUGACGCCGAGGAUUUACCACCCGGCGCCGCCGCCAGUUCCGCCGUUGCCGGCGCAGAUGCAGCCACAGGUGAGAAAUAUCGGGGGUGGUGGUGGUGGUGGUGGUGCUCAAAGACAAUUCACCCACCCACCACCGCAGCAGCAGCAGCAGCAGCAGCAGUAUCACGAAUACCAGUAUCAGCAUCAAGACCCAUACCACACAGACGACAUCCCGCAAUCCCAGACCGGUCUUCCGCCGCUCCCCACCCCACGAGGAAUCCUCUCCUCCUCCACCCCCGAAUCCCUCGACGCAACGAACCCCCGCAGACCGGCCCGCAACGCUCCUCCCCCUCUCACACUGACCAAACCCCUCCCGCCAACAGCCGCAGGGGCAGGCGGCCCCGACGGGCCCGGUCGCAGCCUACCCCUCCGCGACGCCUACCCGCUGCAGAGCGCGCCGGCCACCAAGCUGACCGUCCUGGAGCGGCCGGUCAAACCCCACGGGGCCCCACGCACGGGCAUCCCCACCCCGUACAGCCCCUACAUGCCGUUCACGCCUGUGACGCCACUGACGCCGAGUCGGAUGGUCACGAAGCGGCAGCGGCGGAAGGAGGGGAAGGAGACCGGGUUGCAUGUGUUGAGGGAGGAUGAUAUGGUCAAGGGGGGUGGGGAUUUGUGGGGGUAUUAGCCCUCACUUGUUUGGAUAUAUAGUGCCCGGGAUAUGAGUUAUGAUUACUAUGGGGUUUUCUUUGCAGAAUGGGGAUGGGGAUACUUGGAUCCGGAUAUCACUUUCUAAGAGACUACUGUGUCAAAGACUUGGAUCCAGCUGGUGCUGUGAAUUGAUUUCUAUAUCUUCC
Molecule: messenger RNA, 1592 nt
Organism: Aspergillus aculeatus ATCC 16872
Lineage: Eukaryota; Fungi; Ascomycota; Eurotiomycetes; Eurotiales; Aspergillaceae
Exons: 1
Coding region: 56-1423 (455 amino acids)
Source: RefSeq, a predicted model, not a curated record